AUGGCGACCAUAAACUCCUCGACAAACCUAACAGACGAGAGUUCUGGGUAUUAUGCCCAGCUAAUACCAAUCGCGGUGUUGAUUGCCUUCGUUAACGGCGUCGUAUUUGUGCUUUACGCCAAAGACAAACAUCUAAGAACACCAGCUAAUUAUUUGCUGUUCAGUUUGGCAGUAUGCGACUUUAUGACAGGGCUUAUUAAUAUUCCUCUAUUCAUUAUUGUGUUCACAAGAGUAUUUGCUCCUCAACCUGGCAAGAUUUUCGGAUUUUUCGUGGUAGUUCUGCAUAAUAUGGUAAUAGUUUCAGUGGUUUACCACAUCUUCUUAACAACUGCCGAAAGAUAUUUUUCAAUCGUUCACCCGUUUCGUCACCGAUGGAAGAUAACGAAGGGUACAGUUUUGAAGAUUAUUCUUGUUAUUUGGUUGGCUGCCAUCGUGAUAGCUUUCCUGCCUAUCGUGUGGUUUCAUAGGUUCAUUUACUUUCAAGAAAACAUUUCAUCUGUAACUCUACAGAUACAAACGGGUCAUAAUAUAUUCUGCAUGGUUUUUGUGUUUCUUUUGCCAUAUACUGUUAUGGUAUAUUUACAAGUUAUUAUGUUCAGAAAUAUUCAAAGAAGGUCCUUUAAGUUUGGCAAACAAGAAAGAUUAAGCUGUACUGCAGUAAACCGAAAAUUUAACAGCAUGAAGCGAAGUCUGAUCAUUUUCGCGCUCAUGGCUUUUUUUUAUGCUGUUUGUUGGUUUCCUUGGUAUGUGGUCAGCCUCCUCAUCAAUCUCUGGUUUCCUCUUAGUUACGAAGCACAGAUUGUUCUUUCGAAGUUUGCUCAUGCAUUUGUCAUAAUAAGGUAUUAUGCUUCCAUUGUCAAUCCGGCACUUUAUAUAUUUCUUAAAAGGGACUUCUUCGCGUCUUUAAAGUCCAUCGUUCUACGACGUACACCAAAAAGA
This is a messenger RNA of Pocillopora meandrina, 939 nucleotides long. The record is from the annotation of a GenBank genome assembly. Lineage: Eukaryota; Metazoa; Cnidaria; Anthozoa; Scleractinia; Pocilloporidae.